GCGGUAGCGGAANAACUAUUGGGAAUAAUGGAACUACUUAUGGAGUGCUCANGACUUCUCAUGAAGGAUCUGAUCCUCAGUAUCAUCNGACUUGCCNAAACGNAGGAACAAACAUUUGCUAUGCCAACGUCUAUCGAGAGACUGAUCCCAUAUCUGNAAUAUCAUGUCCACCUAACUCUACUAUCGUCGGUCUUUACGGAAAACAAUUCCAAUACAAAGGUUCUUCAUAUUUCGGAAACUUGGGAUUUGUUUGCGGUUCUACAAACUCCAUUCAAUCUUACGUACACCAUUCUUCCGUUACGUUUGUCAACAGCACUGGAUCGACUAUUCCUAUCGGGUUUCAGCAGCAGUUGGAAUUGGACAGCACUGGGANAGGAANAAAUUCUUCAUGGACAAACGUCAUGUUUGACUGCGAUAGUUAUCNAGAUAAAGUUGAAGGAACCGUGGGCUAUUUUUUCCNAAGCGUUCCUACUCAAAUUAAAUCAAGUGAAAGUUGGAUCGUCAACUAUUUCGUCUAUCCAACUUCCAGCAAUCUUCNGAAUGACUCAACUACUGGAGNGAACACGAGCUACAGCAAAGACAGUGCCACAGACAACGGUGCCAGCAUCUUUUACUUUUACAAAAACUUUCAGGGUAGCUCACUUCCUUCUAAUGNGAAACUUGUUCAUAAUGNAGGAAACAACACUUUGCAAUUCGNAAAUGGAUCGUAUUUACAGACUUNGAGCUACAAAGAAGGAUCAAGUAAUAACUUGGUUUUGUUUGAAGACAGCGACAUUGGAAGCGAAUAUUAUCCUUUCAUUGNAGAGUUUAGUUGGAUGUACGAAAACCCUGACACAAGUUCUAUUGCCGGACNAGCCGAUUGCAUGGGAGNAGGAAUCUNAGCAGACCUUUCUGACACCUUUUCAAAAAGUGCAGGUGCAAGCUCCCCUAAUCUUCCUAGUGGAUAUGCAAUGUACUAUGAAUUUUACUUGUAUGACCUACCUGCUCUUUUUAUCAAAGGAACUUCUCCCAUUUAUUCCAACGCGAGCAUGUNGAAGGACCCUAAUAAGCAAAUAUACAGCUAUAGUCAGUUACAGGUCGAUUCUACAAAAAUUGUCGCGAAUCNAGCACAAAAUGUGGACAGCAAACUGUAUGUGGGCACGCCUUCCAGCUCGGAAAUUAGCGAAAUUCUUUCAUACCAAGGAACUGUUAGUGACUCCGAUGGGAAAAGUCUUUGGANAAGUUCGGCUGACGGAGGUGCUUGGAGCAAUCAAUACCUUUAUUGGUUUCGAGUUCGUUCAGGUCUUCCUCAAANGAGUCAACAAGUAUGACUUCCAUUAAAGAAGAAGUUUCUUACAGAGAAGCCCCAUGCUAUAAAAGAAAUAAUUGUUAU
Messenger RNA from Galdieria sulphuraria, 1372 nucleotides. RefSeq lists its product as uncharacterized. The record is from RefSeq and is a predicted model, not a curated record. The transcript has a single exon. The annotation marks the transcript as partial. Lineage: Eukaryota; Rhodophyta; Bangiophyceae; Galdieriales; Galdieriaceae.